CUCGCAACUCCACAUCUUCUCCUCGCAACUACUCAUCAUGGCCUGGCAAGCGCCCUGGCAAGCUCUCCGCCCGGCCCUGCGGCCGGCUGCGGCGCUCCUCACCGCCCGCCUCUCCCUCUUCUCGGGCUUCAGCACCUCCUCGACCUCGUUCAACAACAGCAUCCAAACGACCUGCUCGCGCUGGGUCGUGCGCGACGCGCACCCCUCGGCGCCGCGCGAGUGUCCCACGCCCCUCGUGCUGCUGCGCACGCCGGGCCUCUCCUUCCCCUCGCAACCCAAGGAGACGGAGGACACGUGGCGCGUCUGGGCCGACAUGUUUUCCAUGCGCGGAUACACGACUGUGCAAGUAGACGUGAGCGUGACGACGAGCAGCCACCUGAGCCCGGCUCCGGGCGGCGAGGGGGAGGAGAAGGCGAUCUCGGGGCCCGUGAAACAGGCCGCGGCGGCGCUCAACGACCAGCUCCGCCUGCUCGCCAUCCCGUAUGCGCCCGUCAUCGUCGCGUCUGGCAGCGCGUGUCUCGUCGCGCAGGCGUAUGUGUCCGACUACCGCGCGAGCGGGCUCGUGUUGGUCGAGCCGCCGCCGGACGAGGAUCCGCGCGGCGGCGUCGGCGUCGCGACGGCCGGCGCGAAGGCGGCCGGCGGCGAAGCCGCCAAGCCUUACGCGUGGCCCAAGUUCAGCUUCGAGCCGCGCUUCCCCGUCCUCGUCGUGGCGAGUGCCGAGAACGAGGCUGCGGUGCGCGCGUCCCGCCUCGGACGCGAGGCGCUCGAGCGGCCCGGCGGGCGCGGCGUGAGCGUCAUGCUCCAGAAGGACGGGCCGCGGGGCGAGGGUACGCGCAUGGAAGUGGAGCGCUGGCUAGACUGGAGCGGAUACUAGGACUGUGGAUGGACGCGUGUUUACUAGACUUCUACUGACGGGCUCGGACUAUGGAUCAGGCAAC
Cutaneotrichosporon oleaginosum is the source of this 938-nucleotide messenger RNA. RefSeq lists its product as uncharacterized. Lineage: Eukaryota; Fungi; Basidiomycota; Tremellomycetes; Trichosporonales; Trichosporonaceae. The record is from RefSeq and is a predicted model, not a curated record.